This is a messenger RNA of Tilletiaria anomala UBC 951, 809 nucleotides long. RefSeq lists its product as uncharacterized. The record is from RefSeq and is a predicted model, not a curated record. The transcript has a single exon. The coding region runs from base 286 to 690 and encodes 134 amino acids. Lineage: Eukaryota; Fungi; Basidiomycota; Exobasidiomycetes; Georgefischeriales; Tilletiariaceae.
AGAACAGGACUCAUGUCACUUCUUUGCAAAAUUCGACGAAGCGCCACGUGAACGACCCUCUCAUCCAUCGCGCAAAAAUGUGCUCAAGGCCUUGCUCAUACAACCGCAUCGUGGCUGGCUCUUUCGCCCCUAAUGAUUGCCCUUGAAGCUGUCUGGACGCAGCCAAGGGGAGUGCUCACAAUAUGCGCCAGCAACGCUCUGCAUAUUUAUCCCGGAAGGGGACAGAGCGAGAGCGUCGCGAUAGCUUGAUCUUGCAAUCACGCCAAAUUUACAAUCCUACACCUCAUGACUACUGCGAUGCGUAUCCAAUUGAUCGCAAGAGGUGCCUCGUGCAACAACAACAACCCUCCCCUCAGCUGCUCUUGUUCCCACAUCCUUGAUGAGAAUGCUCGACCGAUCUCGAUGCCUUGCCUUUCCGCUAUACCGAGAAGCCGUGGUCCAGUGAUCGAAGUCACGCUUCUCCGACGUGCGUCGGUGUUUCGAUAUUCCCGAUAUGUGGAGGAUCUUGUGAUAUGCGCCCAAACCAAAUGCGUACUUCGCUCGACUGUCCUUCCAGGAAUUAAACAAUUGAUUCGUCACGAUAGAGCUGGAGUGGGCAUGCUAAGGGAAAGUAGGUGGUUGUCAUGGAGGCAAGAUAUGCGAUUCGCUGCACCUCGAGCAACUGUAUGCAAACUCCUAGAAGCCCCGUGACAUACUCCCUUACAUUGUUAAGCCGCGAAGCCUCCAAGGCCUGGUCUAACUUGCGCUGCGAGAGACCCCCUUGUAUGCAGCAGAGGUAUCAACAACCUGCUUGGUUGGCUAUUCGGACC